AUGGCAAGGUCAGGGACUCAGGUCGCCGCCAACAGGAGAAGACGCAGGCAGAUCAAAGGCGCUCUUGCUCCUCCUGGGCGAGCUAAGAUGAGGAAGGCCAAGUGCGAUUCGGGUACCUCUGCCAAUGUACUUUUUUGCCCAUUCUGCUCCUUCUGCUCAUCUUGGGAGAUUGGAGGUUCAGUCGUCGAGACCCCUAAUUCAGCAACGGUGGAAAUCAUCAACCGGCAGUCUUUUUUCGUCGUGUCUUCUUGCUCCUCUCUGCCUCCCAUCUCCUUCUUCUUCUUCUUCUUCUGCCUCUCCACUUCGGACGGGGCCGCAUUUGUUUCUUUCACAAACGCCUCGACGACGACAAUCCUCGUUUGUUUCUUCGGCCUCCCCAUCGCCCUCACCUCGAUCAAUCCAGACCUGAAGCACUCCACUCCCGCUUCGUCUGGUCUGGCCUCGCCUAUGCAUCUCGGCGCUUCUAAUUCAGCUCUCGCCAUGUACGCCGCCUUGUACGGAGCAGACCACGCAAGAAUAGUCAAGGAUCACUAUCUCAUCAUGCCCUCCGGCACAGCAACUACGGCCACCACGAAGCCUCACUACCCUGAGCAUAUAAUGGCAACAUCGCAAGUACCGACUGCUCUCGGUCUCCCUCAGUCUCCGCCUGCCAGCAGCACCCCUUGGCCCUUGCCUGGCCCGCUUCCCGUCUUGCCGUCGUUACCUUGCUUCCUCGGGCGGGUUGGUUCCAGCUCCCUAUGCUUCUCGGCGCACUGCCCACCAAAGAGCAGCAACUGUAUCCGCUGUCUCGGUGGCGUGCAUGCAUCGGCCAGUUCGCUCAACGAUGCCCUUGUACCUGCAUUAAAGCCCCUGUCUGCUCUUCUGCUGGCACCCUGGUCCUUGAUUAUCGAGCCGGUCAGUCAUGGCCCGUCUUGGCCCCCUCCUGGCCUCCCUACCGCAAUUUCCACCGUCACGUCAAGACCGUCGCCGUCGUGUCGCGAUGGCGUCAAAGCUCAACUCGAACCAUCUCCUAUCCAGGUGCCAGACACAGACUCGGCCAGCGUCCCAAAGGCCCACCGCGCGCCUGUUGUCUUGGCUUACGGCAUCUCAUCAACAGCCAUUUGUAGGCCUCCCGGGGCCAAAGCCAAAGCACACAGCAGCUCAGUGUCAAAGAGCUGCAGAAUAUCGGACGAUGAUUUCCUUCCAUUGCUCACACCAUUUGGUGGCAAGGCCUUCUACAAUGAGAUCAAGGAUACAACAUAA
Colletotrichum lupini is the source of this 1242-nucleotide messenger RNA. RefSeq lists its product as uncharacterized. NCBI's taxonomy places the organism in Eukaryota, Fungi, Ascomycota, Sordariomycetes, Glomerellales, Glomerellaceae. The record is from RefSeq and is a predicted model, not a curated record. The transcript is spliced from 10 exons. Bases 1 to 1242 code for a protein of 413 amino acids.